UCCCUAACGAGGAUAUCAUAAACACAACAAACACAGCUCAGAGCUCAGAAACUGAAUCAUAUAAAGAAUCACCUAUAGAUCUUGAAGAUGCCUGCAAAAGCAAUGAGAAGCCUCUUCUUUCACCCAAAAGCACCAUCCUUUUCAUUUUCAUCUCACUCUUCCCCAUCAAGAAGCUCAAUUUCAUCUCCAACCCCACAGCGCAGCAGUAGCGCCGCUUCUAAUGUCUCGGAGACGAUGGUGGACGAGGUCUUGGGAAACGGAGCGGUUGUUAUCAUGAAGUGGAACCCUGACUCUUCUGCAUUCGGGAAACUCACUUCCUUAUUCCAUGAGUGCAAAAAGGAAGCUCAACAAUUUAUCAAGUGCGUAAAUGACCUCCAGAGAGUCAUGCAUUUCUUGGUGUCAAAUGAUCCCACCUCCGAGAAGCUCGUUCACGCCCAGAGUCUCAUGCAGGUCGCCAUGAAAAGGUUACAGAAGGAGUUUUAUCAGAUUCACUCCAUGAACCGAGCUCACUUGGACCCAGAAUCAGUUUCGACCCGGUCCAGGUCUUCCAACGCAGCUUCCAGCACGUCGGAUGACGACAUCGACGACGGAGAAGACACUGAUUUAGCCGGAGAUUCCAUCUCCGAAGUGGAACAAGUGUCUUUCAUGGCCAUGACUGACCUCAAGUCCAUAGCAGAAUGCAUGAUCUCCUCCGGUUACGCAAAGGAGUGUGUUUACAUUUAUAACAUGAUCAGAAAAUCAAUUAUAGACGAGGCUUUGUAUAAGCUGGGAGUGGAGAAAUUUUCCUCAUCUCAGAUCAAUAAGAUGGAUAGGGAAAUUCUCGAGCUCAAACUCAAGAGCUGGCUGAAUGCGGUGAAGUUGUCUAUGACAACGCUCUUUAACGGAGAGCGAAUCCUCUGCGAUCACGUUUUCGCAGUCUCAAAAUCCAUCAGAGAGUCUUGCUUCGCUCAUAUAGCCCGAGGAGCUGCCACUCUUCUCUUCAGCUUCCCUCAAGUACUCGUUGCCAAGCCAAAGAAGAAAUAUUCAGAAGAAAACAUCUUCCGCCUUCUCGAUAUGUACACCGCAAUCUCAGAACUCUGGCCGGAGAUAGAAUCCAUCUUCGGUUUUGAGUCAACCGCCACAGUUCGGUCUGAAGCGCUCAACUCGCUCGUCCGACUCGGAGAGCUGGUUCGCUCAAUGCUUUCCGAAUUUGAGACCUCUGUUCAGAAAGACUCUUCAAAAUCCCCGGUUGCCGGCGGCGGAGUCCAUCCUCUGACUCUCCGUGUGAUGAGUUACCUUUCUCUCCUCACCGAUUACAGCAACGUCCUGGCCGACAUUUUCAUAGAUUGGACACCACCGGAGAAGCUUCCGUCGCCAGAGUGGACAGACUCGUCGGUGUCGGCUGAAUCUCUCCGUAUGGUGUGGUUCAUACUUGUGCUUGUUUGCAAGCUCGAUGAGAAAGCCAAACAAUAUAAGGAAGUGUCUCUAUCGUACCUCUUCCUCGCAAACAAUCUGCAACACGUAAUCUCUAUAGUUCGUACUUCAAACCUUCAGUACCUUCUCGGCGAGGAGUGGAUUUCGAAGCACGAAUCGAAGGUUCAACAGUUUGCGGCGAACUACGAGCGGUUAGCUUGGGGGGCCGUGCUCUCAUCGUUGCCUGAAAUUAUAUCAGUGGAGAUGUCAUCACAGGAAGCAAGGUUGAUAUUCCGCAACUUCAAUUUCAGUCUCGAGGAAACUUAUCAGAAACAGAAGUUGAAUGUGGUAGCUGAUGCAAAGCUCCGAGACGAAAUCAAGGCGUCUGUAACGAAGAAGAUUGUGUCGGUUUACAAGGAGUUCUACGAUAAGCAUAAGGUUUCGGUUAGUAGUGUGGGAAAUGCUGCAAUCUAUGCCAGAUUUACUCCGGAAGAUGUUGCAAAUUACUUAUCAAACUUGUAUUAAGGGAGUAAUCGACGGAUCCUCUUUUUUUUCUUUUUCUUUUUUCCGGAGAAGUUUUGUAUCUAAUUGCAUGCCGGUAUAUACAGAUCGAUGCAUAGGGGAAAAUUAAAUGAUUGUUGUCAACAAUAGAGUAUUGAAGAUCGGACUUAAGUACGUACUGUGUUUUUAAUGACUGACAAUCUUUCUUGUAUGGGCACCUAGUUGAAAUUCGAUCUCAACACUGCAUAUAUAGGCCAACUUGAUAUAGAAAUUAGCUCUCAUGCAAUAAUAGGUUGCGCAAUUACUUGAAGAACAUAGCCAAGUACAUUUACUUCGCAAGUGGGGAUAACUUACGUAUCCAAGAAAAGAGAGUAAUGGGAACAACUGAUAUGCUAUAUCUUGAGAUCGAGUCUACAAAUAAUAUUUACCUAUUUCGAUCGAUCAAAUGGAGAAAAAAUUAUGUAAGACUAUGUCUUGUUACUCUUGUGUAUUAUUCGAAGAGCCAAAACAAGAUGGAGUCGUCUAUAAUACUUUGAUGUAAA
Argentina anserina (silverweed cinquefoil) is the source of this 2435-nucleotide messenger RNA. RefSeq names its product exocyst complex component EXO70H1-like. Gene Ontology annotation, cellular component: exocyst. The coding region runs from base 88 to 1917 and encodes 609 amino acids. NCBI's taxonomy places the organism in Eukaryota, Viridiplantae, Streptophyta, Magnoliopsida, Rosales, Rosaceae. Gene Ontology annotation, molecular function: phosphatidylinositol-4,5-bisphosphate binding. The transcript has a single exon. The record is from RefSeq and is a predicted model, not a curated record. Gene Ontology annotation, biological process: exocytosis.